Molecule: messenger RNA, 3746 nt
Organism: Pecten maximus
Lineage: Eukaryota; Metazoa; Mollusca; Bivalvia; Pectinida; Pectinidae
Exons: 20
Coding region: 80-3463 (1127 amino acids)
Biological process (GO): chitin catabolic process; carbohydrate metabolic process
Cellular component (GO): extracellular region
Molecular function (GO): chitin binding; chitinase activity
Source: RefSeq, a predicted model, not a curated record
UGACUCCAGGAGGGAGGUUGUAUAAAUACCUGAACAGCCAAAGGAAAAGAGACAUGUCAAAUAUUUCAGGACAGCAAACAUGUUGGUCAAACUAAUUCUCGUCUCCGUCAGUAUUCUCCUACUCUCGCACCACGCGCUGGCAGGAUACCGUCGUGUGUGUUACCAUACCAACUGGUCCCAAUACCGACCAAAUCAGGGCAAAUUCAAGGUCAGCAACAUCGACCCCAGCCUCUGUACCCAUCUUAUCUACUCAUUCGCCCAGAUCACCAACAACCAGCUGGCUACCUACGAGUGGAAUGAUGAACAGUUAUACCAGGAAUUUAACGCCCUCAAACAACAGAACCCGAGUCUGAAAACUCUGCUGGCUGUGGGAGGAUGGAACCAGGCUAGUACACACUUCUCACCAAUGGUGUCGAAUCCAGCGUCCAGGGCGAAAUUCGUCUCGACCUCUGUUACCUUCCUCCGGAAAUACGGCUUCGAUGGCCUUGACCUGGACUGGGAGUAUCCGGGCAGCAGAGGAGGAAAAACCUCUGACAAGGCUAACUUCGGCCUUUUAUGUAAGGAGUUACGUCAGGCCUAUGAAGAUGAAGCAAAACAAACCGGAAAUAAGCGUCUCCUAGUAACAGCCGCUGUGGCUGCCGGGAAGUCCUACAUUGAUCCUGCUUACGAUGUUCCCGCAAUGGCCAUGUACUUGGACUUUAUCAGCAUCAUGACCUAUGACCUCCACGGUAGUUGGGAUGAUGUAACAGGCCACAACAGUCCGCUGUUUUCUCGGAAUUCCGAGACGGAGGAACAGAAACAACUAAACAUGGACUGGGCGUCCAACUACUGGAGAGAGCUAGGAGCUCCAAAGGAAAAACUCAACAUAGGUCUGGCAUCUUACGGGCGAGGCUUCACACUGAAGGAUGAGGCUGACCAUUGUAUGGGGGCACCAGUCAGCGGUCCGAGCCCGGCUGGGACUUACACACGGGAGGCGGGAUACCUGUCUUACUACGAAAUCUGUACAAUGAUGGCCUCUGGGGGAAAUACAUACCGUGAUAGCCAACAUCUCGUACCUGUCUACGUCAACGGCAAGACAUGGAUCGGUUAUGACGAUGAAAAGAGCCUUUCCCUAAAGGUGGCGUGGCUGGUACAGGAAGGUUAUGGCGGCGCCAUGGUAUGGGCACUUCCUCUGGAUGACUUCAACCGGGUCUGUGCCACGUCUAGCAGGAAGUUCCCAUUGACUAACAAAAUUAAAGACGAACUUAUUGCUGCUGAGAGCGGUAUCAUUCCAACAACUGUUGCCCCGGUAACUACAGUGUUGUCAACAACUGUUGCCCCAUUAACCACAGUGGCACCUACAACAGUACCGGUCUCUACGACAGGUCCCGUAACUACGGAAGUUGUUUUUACAGAUCUGUGCCGUGAUAAGGAUGAUGGAUAUUACCAAGACACAGCCCUUUGUGGUCGCUACUUCCGGUGUGUCGGUGGCCAGGAAUUCCGCGACGCCCAGUGGUGUGCAGUUACCACUGUGGCCCCUGUAACGAUAGGCCCGGUCACCACGACACCACCAGUAACAGUGGGUCCCACUGCGGCACCCGGAGAAUUCUGUGAUAACCAUCCAGCCGGAGAUUAUUCACACCCAACCGAUUGUUCCAAGUUCAUUCAAUGUGCCAACGGAAACACCUACGUACUGUCAUGUUCCGCGGGAACCCUGUAUGAUGGGGACAAGAACACCUGUGUCUGGGCUCACGAGGCCAAUUUACCUGAACAGCCAAAGGAAAAGGGUCAUGUCAAAUAUCUCAGGACAGCAAACAUGUUGGUCAAACUACUUCUCGUCUCUGUCAGUAUUCUCCUCCUCUCGCACCACGCCCUGGCAGGAUACCGUCGUGUGUGUUACCAUACCAACUGGUCACAAUACCGACCAAAUCAGGGCAAAUUCAAGGUCAGCAACAUCGACCCCAGCCUCUGUACCCAUCUUAUCUACUCAUUCGCCCAGAUCACCAACAACCAGCUGGCUACUUACGAGUGGAAUGAUGAACAGUUAUACCAGGAAUUUAACGCCCUCAAACAACAGAACCCGAGUCUGAAAACUCUGCUGGCUGUGGGAGGAUGGAACCAGGCUAGCACACACUUCUCACCAAUGGUGUCGAAUCCAGCGUCCAGGGCGAAAUUCGUCUCGACCUCUGUUACCUUCCUCCGGAAAUACGGCUUCGACGGCCUUGACCUGGACUGGGAGUAUCCGGGCAGCAGAGGAGGAAAAACCUCUGACAAGGCUAACUUCGGCCUUUUAUGUAAGGAGUUACAUCAGGCCUAUGAAGAUGAAGCAAAACAAACCGGAAAUAAGCGUCUCCUAGUAACAGCCGCUGUGGCUGCCGGGAAGUCCUACAUUGAUCCUGCUUACGAUGUUCCCGCAAUGGCCAUGUACUUGGACUUUAUCAGCAUCAUGACCUAUGACCUCCAUGGUAGUUGGGAUGAUGUAACGGGCCACAACAGUCCGCUGUUUUCUCGGAAUUCCGAGACGGAGGAACAGAAACAACUAAACAUGGACUGGGCGUCCAACUACUGGAGAGAGCUAGGAGCUCCAAAGGAAAAACUCAACAUAGGUCUGGCAUCUUACGGACGAGGCUUCACACUGAAGGAUGAGGCUGACCAUUGUAUGGGGGCACCAGUCAGCGGUCCGAGCCCGGCUGGGACUUACACACGGGAGGCGGGAUACCUGUCUUACUACGAAAUCUGUACAAUGAUGGCCUCUGGGGGAAAUACAUACCGUGAUAGCCAACAUCUCGUACCUGUCUACGUCAACGGCAAGACAUGGAUCGGUUAUGACGAUGAAAAGAGCCUUUCCAUAAAGGUGGCGUGGCUGGUACAGGAAGGUUAUGGCGGCGCCAUGGUAUGGGCACUUCCUCUGGAUGACUUCAACCGGGUCUGUGCCACGUCUAGCCGGAAGUUCCCAUUGACUAACAAAAUUAAAGACGAACUUAUUGCUGCUGAGAGCGGUAUCAUUCCAACAACUGUUGCCCCGGUAACUACAGUGUUGUCAACAACUGUUGCCCCAGUAACCACGGUGGCACCUACAACAGUACCGGUCUCUACGACAGGUCCCGUAACUACGGAAGUUGUUUUUACAGAUCUGUGCCGUGAUAAGGAUGAUGGAUAUUACCAAGACACAGCCCUUUGUGGCCGCUACUUCCGGUGUGUCGGUGGCCAGGAAUUCCGCGACGCCCAGUGGUGUGCAGUUACCACUGUGCCCCCUGUAACGAUAGGCCCGGUCACCACGACACCACCAGUAACAGUGGGUCCCACUGCGGCACCCGGAGAAUUCUGUGAUAACCAUCCAGCCGGAGAUUAUUCACACCCAACCGAUUGUUCCAAGUUCAUUCAAUGUGCCAACGGAAACACCUACGUACUGUCAUGUUCCGCGGGAACCCUGUAUGAUGCGGACAAGAACACCUGUGUCUGGGCUCACGAGGCCAAUUGCUAGUCCCGGGGACCAUUCCAGGGAGGAAAUAUUUUAAAGACAUCGUAGUAACUGGACAUAUAUUUCUACUAUAGGUCUUGGUGAUAGAUCUAUAUACAUAUUUGAUCUGUCUUUUGUUUCGUUUUUUAUCUUUGUUUUGAUUUGUUUUGUUUUGUUUUGGGUUUGUUUGGGGGGGGGGGGGGGGGGGGCAUUUUAUUAUUAUUAUUAUUAUCUAUUUGACUAGUUUCUCUUGUAAGGUAUUUUAUCACGUUAAUGUAUUUGUGUAAUAUAAACAAGAAUUCUGCCA